UUGUAGUCCUUUACGUGCGCGUUACUGACGUCGUCACGUAUUAAUCAACUACAAAUCCCAGAAAGCGACUGACAGCGAGUGUUUGGUUCGUGGACAUCGCUUGUGUUUUGGUUUGUAUUAGUGAACGGAGUUAGCUAGCUGCACAAAAUUAAUGGUCGAAACGCGCGUACAACGUUUUGCGCGUUCAUAUCGUCACGCUUUUCUGACACUGUAACCUAUUACGAAUGUGAGAAACAAAUGGUGAAAAUUUGACUCGCUGUCUAUCUGGCAUUUAUAAAGAAAGAGCCAUUUAUAUCGACUCCGUAGAUGAAAGCGUUAGCUUGUCACCAGCUAGCUAGCGCGGCCGUGUCCUAAAUGGUUCCCUUACAUUGUUAAAGUUCACUAGGUAGUCCGUAAACCACCGUUGUUGUGAUAGCACAUUGAGAGCACGUAUAUAGGGAGUACGCAGAGAUUUGGGGUUCGGCUUGAAGUCUCUCUCCCAUGCCCUCUGAAGAGGCUUUUUGGAACUCGGUAACACUGGACUGGUUUUUCUCGCACUCCGGCUGGUCUUUUCUUCCUUUCAUGAUGAUGAUGAUUUUAGUUUUUGCUGCUUUUAUGGUCGCCUUUGUCUUGUUUCUCUACAUGAUAUCGCCUUUAAUAAGCCCCAAACCGCUCAAACUCAAUGGGGCCCAUGUCGUGGUGACGGGGGGCAGCAGCGGGAUCGGGAAGUGCAUAGCCAUGGAGUGCUACAAACAAGGAGCUUUCAUCACACUGGUGGCGCGCGACGAGGGUAAACUGGUGCAGGCGAAGAAGGCGGUGGAGAAGUGUGCCAUAAACGAUAAACAGGUGGUGCUCUGCAUCUCAGUGGACGUGUCGAAAGAUUACAGCCAGGUGGAGAGCGUGCUCAAACAGGCUCAGGAGAAGCUGGGGCCGGUGGACAUGCUGGUGAACUGCGCAGGGACGGCCGUGUCAGGGAAGUUCGAGGAGCUCGGGGUCCAACACUUCCAGAGUCUGAUGGAGGUGAACUACCUGGGCAGUGUGUAUGCCACGCGAGCUGUGAUCAGCAACAUGAAGGAGCGGCGGAUGGGCCGCGUGGUGUUCGUGUGUUCUCAGGCCGGGCAGCUCGGACUCUUCGGCUACACGGCGUACUCCGCCUCCAAAUUUGCCCUCCGCGGCCUCGCCGAAGCUCUGCAGAUGGAGGUAAAGCCAUAUAACAUCUACGUGACGGUAUCCUACCCUCCCGACACUGACACACCGGCGUUAGCUGAGGAGAACAAGAUGAAGCCUUUAGAGACGAAGCUGAUCUCGGAGACGUCCGGGGUGUAUCAGCCUGAGCAGGUGGCGAAAGUCAUCGUUAAAGACGCCGUGUUGUGUGUGUGUUGCAUGGUGCAGCAGGGGAACUUCAGCAGCUCCGUAGGUCCUGACGGCUACAUGCUGUCUGCGCUCACCUGUGGCAUGUCGCCCGUCACAUCCAUCACCGAGGGGCUGCAGCAGAUUGUGACCAUGGGGCUGUUCCGCACCAUCGCACUCUUCUACCUGAGCAGCUUCGACAGCAUUGUACGCCGCUGCAUGAUCCAGAGGGAGCAGAGCAAAGCGUCCAACAAGACGGAGUAACGCCAGCGCUUCCUGCCGUUCCACCAUCACUGCUCGACCUAGACACACACACACGUUACAUCCUGAUACACCCCAUCGCAUAACACACAUUUUGUCUGGGUCAACGUAGGGCGGAGCUUAAGCUACGUUUGAUCAGCAAAUGAGUGUUUAGUUUACUUCAGUUAAGCCACUUUAACUAACUAAUGUUCGCUUAGCUACGAUUAACGAUUCCCUCUCCAGCAGUAGCUAAACCUAUCGCAAAUAAGCUAACUAUUGAACAGGCUAACACUGAGGUUAACAGUUUUAUCGACUUUGUUAGCUAUUUAACGUCAGAGUGUGGCGUGUAUUUACCAGAUCGAAAGAGUUUACCAACGUUAGCUAAGCGCUGUGCUGAUAUUAGCUUGAUUUCGUUUACAGUCCAAUGUUGAAGUGAUACCACAGAUUAGCCAAAGCACCUCAAUGUUCGGAAGCUGACUACUCGGCUAGAUUUAGCCGCUGGAGAGUUAACCUAAAAUUAGCGAAUGUUGCUCGAUACAGUGCGCAAGUUCCACAAGUAUAAUAGUUUCGCUAUCCUAAACGAUUAAAUCUUCAUCAACAUACAAUACAUCAAUGCGGUGUUUGCUAGCCAACCUGGCUAUUGGUUUUAAUUACAUGACAAAAGAGCUAGCCAAAUUUAGCUAGCUUGCUAGUUAGUGGAUUUAAAUGUUUUUAAUCACGCAACAGUUGUACAUACAGUAGUAUAUACAUGCAAGCUAAUGUCUGGCUAGCUGUUUUAUUUGUGUAAUUAUGAAUUGUGGCGUCAAUAUAAAUUCUCAAAUUGUAUCAAAUGUGCGGUCCUUCAGCACGCUAGCUAACUUCAGGUUUGUGCAAUUCAAACAGCUAAAAUUUUUCAGUUAGCUAGUGUUGGACUACGUAAAAUUUUGUUUUGGAACACUAGCGUUGUUUGCUUGCAAGCGAUUCUACUUUGCGCACAAUUACGGUGAUGUCAUGUGAUCGAUUUACCUUAAGCUCCGCUCUUAUUACAUGCUGUAACGAUUUUUUUUUAGCACGUCUUUGUAAGUGGAUUAUCUUCGCAGGCGAGGAUAGAUAAAUGUUUAUCGUUCCAAUCUCAGACAAACUCGCUCACCUUUCCCAUCGUUGUCGUUUAUUGGUUAAAAGAUAACUUCCUGAACUGCGUCCGCCAUUUUUGCCUUAUCCUCGAUUCUCUGUGCAGGCAUCCUGAUGGAGAUGUUUGAUGUACGCGAGACUCGCUGGUUCGAGUUCUUCCCUUUGCUAACAGGACGUGCUAGCAUGUUUAGCCCUGACCUAGAAGGAGGGGAGGGAAUGAAGAACAUGUUUUUAGCAUCCAUGCUAGCUGUUGAAAAGCAGGACGGCGCUGCGUGUGCUGAAACCUACACAAAUCGAGCGAAUCCCUGCGUUUCGGUCUUUAUAACGUGCCCUUGUUCGUUAGCGAUUAGCAGGAAAAACGAUCGACACUGAAGUGACUUCCUUGGAGAAUUUCUUUCAGUUUUCAGUUCGACUUCUAUGUAGCUUGCUAACUAUCUAGCAACGAAACACCGUCUGCAGCUGUCGCAGCUACGAAGCGUGUAGCGAUUAGCAGGACAUCGAUCACGCUUGACGUCGACGCAAAUACCUUCCGUUUUCACUGACUUCCCGAGUACUGCGUAAAUAGCUAACCAGCUAGCACGCUAUCUGGCUGCCCUGCUAGCUACUUAGCAUGCUAAUUAGCCAACAAACUCAACCCUGAAGCCGAACACUCAAUGUGAAAGAAAUUGAGCGUAAAUCUCUAAAGAUCCUUCACACUGUCCUUCACACUCGACCACCAUGUUAUAUUGGCUUGCUAACCAGUCGUUAGCUUAUCCGACUGUCAUGCUAGCUAUCUAGCGUAAAAAAAAAACAACCCAUCAGCUUACUAGUUAGACCGAACAAGUUUCACCAGCUGUAAAGAGCAAACAUAGGACUUGUUACGUUAAAGAAAACAUACGAAUAGCGCAAGACGGCGCAAUUUAGCACUAACAUUUUUUUCAAUUAUUAUUAGCUACCAUUUAGCAAUUCAGCCAUAGCAAGUGAGGCGCUCCAGUCACGCAGAACUCAUUUUAAAGCCUUAAGAGACAAUCGGUUCAGCCAGAUUUAUUGUUUCAUGGUAGCCUCCUCGCGAUCAGCUGCGGUUUUUGCGUUAUUUGCCAUGUUUGUUCUUUUGUUUUUUUUUUGUGUUGUUAUUUUCUGUUUUUUUGCGAUUCAAGGCGCCUUAAGUAUGAAAGUGAGGACGCAUGAGUCGCAGCGACGAUGUUCUCAUUUGACGUCGGCACGAGGCUCGGUUAAGAUUAACUAUCGCUCUUCCGUUCCACAAUAAGGCAGAGUAGCUAACACGCUAGUUUUUAACCGAUUAACGGUUUAACACUAUGUUCGUCACUUGCAACAUUCAUCGUACGCACUUCCGAGUAUUUGAAAGGAGGCUGCGUAGGUAGUCUAAUGAGACCUGGACAACAUCCGAGCAUAAACACGGCUAUCUUUUAAGGAUUUUGUUUUAAAAUUGUAAAGACGGACAGCGCUGUGACUCGGAAUAAAGAACAAUUUUUUUUUUAAACGACACAUUCCUACAUCUGAUCAAUGACCUUUCUUUUCAGUCGUUAAAGCUAUGCAAACGAAGCAUGUACAUUUAAAACCGGUUUUCACCUCCAUGCUAGGACUUAGCUCUUUUCUUGUUGUUUGAUGUUAAGACUGGUUUAAAUGUCUCAGUUAAUAUAAUUUAACGGUAAUUUAAGUAAAAGUAAAAAAACACAAACAGCUCGGACACAUUCCUCUUGUCUUUCGGUUGUUGUGACGAAAAGAAAAAAAAAAUUAUUCACCUUGUGUGCCAUUUAAAAAAAAACAAAAAACAACAAAAAAAAACAACAACCCAAAAAAACAAACCCCAAAGUUGUUGUUGCUACAUGUUAAUUUCUUACAUGAUCAAAUAAAAUGUUUUGGAGAGUUGGUA
This is a messenger RNA of Ictalurus punctatus (channel catfish), 4552 nucleotides long. RefSeq names its product 3-ketodihydrosphingosine reductase (gene kdsr). The coding region runs from base 481 to 1593 and encodes 370 amino acids. Gene Ontology annotation, molecular function: 3-dehydrosphinganine reductase activity. The transcript is spliced from 10 exons. NCBI's taxonomy places the organism in Eukaryota, Metazoa, Chordata, Actinopteri, Siluriformes, Ictaluridae. Gene Ontology annotation, cellular component: endoplasmic reticulum membrane. Gene Ontology annotation, biological process: sphingolipid biosynthetic process. The record is from RefSeq and is a predicted model, not a curated record.